AUGUCCUCGUCAAUUUACAAUCCACUGCUGUACGCCUGGCUGAAUGACAACUUUCGCAAGGAGUUCAAAAGUAUAUUCGUUCCCCUGACUAGUCGAUGCUUUCGCCUGUUUGGCCGACCGGAAAGCUCACUGGAUCAGGCGAAAGAGCUGCGCAACAAGGCCAACAAUGCGCCCGGACAGUCGGCGACGGGAAAGAAGGCCGACUCGAGCAAUGUGAACUUUGGAAAGCACAACAAAAACUGCACCUUCACCACUGACCUGAAGGGAAGUGAACGCGGCAAGGACGACGCCGUUGACGACGUGGAGAUCUCCAUGACCGUCCUCGACACGACCACCAACCUGGUGACGAACAUGGAGUCGAUCAAUGAGUUUGAGCUGCUGGAGAGUCUGAUGGUGACCAGCGUGCGCAAUGGCAUCUACGCAAACCGCGUUCUGCCGCCCUCGGGACAGGCACAGGCCAUCGUCGACACUAACAAACUCUGA
Molecule: messenger RNA, 483 nt
Organism: Rhagoletis zephyria (snowberry fruit fly)
Lineage: Eukaryota; Metazoa; Arthropoda; Insecta; Diptera; Tephritidae
Source: RefSeq, a predicted model, not a curated record